AUGAAGAACGCCGAGUUUAAACCCAAGCUGGAGACAUCUUCCAAGCCACUGACAUAUCCCUCUAAUGCUGGUGCAGCUUUCAUGCUCAAAGACUGCUUCAAGCCUCAAACUAUCAUAGUCCUAGGCUCAGUUGUCCAGCUUGUCCUCUGCGCUUUUCUCCCUAUGCGAUGGGCAGUCAUACCACCUGCAGCCGUCGUUCUCAACUCCGUUAUCACCACUAUUCUUCAACUCCGCACCACAAAGCCAAAUGAAUACAUCCAAGGCGUCAUUCCCGGACGUACUACCGCUCAGCUCCCAUUCGCCUCUGGUACCUUUGGUUCGAAGCCCGCAGCAAACUCCGUGGUGGUCCUCCAUCUUGGAAUGCAGAUCAACCAUCCUCUCGGUCUCGCCGCGCCAGGUAUGGAUCGCAUGAGCAAGUUCUUCGCAGACAUGCAAGAGGAGCUCAACUCGCACCGAGAUGAAUUUGGCAUGCUCGGCAUGUCAACAUGGAGGGGCGACGACCGAGGCAGCAAUAACACGCUUCUCAACAUCAUCUACUUCCGCGACCUCGAGAGUCUGCACCGCUUCGCCCACGGGGAAGUCCACCGCCGAGGCUGGGAUUACAUCAACAAGGCCAAGCUCAAGCACAUCGGCGUCUUCCACGAGACAUACUCUGUACCGGCGCGUGAGUACGAGAAUGUCUACGUCAACUGCCGUCCUGUGAUGAUGGGUCGUGCAUCAGUGAGGACGACACCUGUUGGUGAGGAGGAGGAGAGAUGGACGAACACGCUUGUGAGCGCUGAUACGCCUUUGUUGAAGACUCAUUACGCGAGAAUGGCAAGAGAUGAGCAGGGGAACAUGAAGGAGAUUGAGUAA
Molecule: messenger RNA, 855 nt
Organism: Fusarium sp. VM40
Lineage: Eukaryota; Fungi; Ascomycota; Sordariomycetes; Hypocreales; Nectriaceae
Source: the annotation of a GenBank genome assembly